GGCGGUUCCGCCGCCCGCCCGCACCGCCUCCCCGGGCCCGGAUCGCGCCGCUGCUACUGCAGCUGAGAGGGUCGGUGUGGGGGUCACGUCCGGGCCAGGAGCCGCUUCAGGCCUCGUCGUCCGGGACUAGAGUAACGUUUUCAAGAUGCCAGCCGGGGCAAGGAUCUCAUUCAACUGUGUGGAUUCCUCUCUUUCGUCUUUGAAAAACUGCCAGUCUUAUAUACAUACUGGAAUGAAUAUUACUACUCACGUUGCCUUUGACCUUGUGGAAAGUUUCAAUGAUGUGGAGGAUGUUAACAGUAUGGAGAAUGUCAUGUUAGAGUACGCCGCCAUGGACAGAGAACUUAGUCAUUAUAUAAAAGCAAUUGAAGAAACGGUACAUCAGAUAAAACGAGAAAAACCAGAAAAUAUACCUGAUUUACAAUCUUUAGUAAAAGAAAAAUUUACUGCACUGGAGAGCAAGAACAGUGACUCAGAUUUGCAACAGAAUGAAAAAUAUGCAUAUUUUAAGGAUCAACUUAAAGUGAUGAAGAAACAAUUUUGUCACCAGUCAGAUAAUAGCAAUGAGGCCAUUGAAGAAAUCGAUGAAGAUAUAGCUGUGACUCAGAGUCAAAUGAACUUUAUUUGUCCCAUUACACAGAUGGAAAUGAAGAGGCCAGUUCGAAACAAAGUCUGUGGACAUACUUACGAAGAAGACGCCAUUCUAAAAAUUAUCCAGACCCGAAAGCAGCAAAAGAAAAAAGUCCGAUGCCCUAAAAUUGGCUGUAGCCAUGCUGAUGUAAAAGAAUCAGAUCUUAUGCCAGAUGAAGCACUUAAAAGAGCGAUUGACAGUCAGAAUAAACAAAGCUGGUCAACACUGGAGAAGUCAGAUGGAUACGAUUCUUCUACAAAGGAAAUUUGUUGUUAGAGGUCUUGGGAGAUAAGCUGCUGAUUGUAAGUAGGUUGUGUAACUGAUUGUUAUUUAAAGUGUUUCAUUUAUAGUCAAAGUUGAAGGUGCAGCUGUAACUGAACGCAAUUUUUAAGCUGCUGAAUAUAAGGAAUUCCAGUUUAACUUGUUUGGCUUUUUUUAAACCUCCCUGAAGUUCUAAAAGCAUGCAUUUGAUAAAUAAAACAAGUUUUGUGGCAUUUAA
Colius striatus (speckled mousebird) is the source of this 1130-nucleotide messenger RNA. RefSeq names its product NSE2 (MMS21) homolog, SMC5-SMC6 complex SUMO ligase (gene NSMCE2). Gene Ontology annotation, molecular function: SUMO ligase activity; zinc ion binding. Gene Ontology annotation, cellular component: Smc5-Smc6 complex; nucleus. The coding region runs from base 146 to 907 and encodes 253 amino acids. The record is from RefSeq and is a predicted model, not a curated record. Gene Ontology annotation, biological process: double-strand break repair via homologous recombination; protein sumoylation. The transcript is spliced from 7 exons. Lineage: Eukaryota; Metazoa; Chordata; Aves; Coliiformes; Coliidae.